Molecule: messenger RNA, 5025 nt
Organism: Helianthus annuus (common sunflower)
Lineage: Eukaryota; Viridiplantae; Streptophyta; Magnoliopsida; Asterales; Asteraceae
Product: E3 ubiquitin-protein ligase UPL4
Exons: 16
Coding region: 242-4651 (1469 amino acids)
Biological process (GO): proteasome-mediated ubiquitin-dependent protein catabolic process; protein polyubiquitination
Molecular function (GO): ubiquitin protein ligase activity
Source: RefSeq, a predicted model, not a curated record
AUAUCAAUAUCAAUCUAAAACAUAAACACUCAAAAUACCAUCCUAUUUCUUCUCCAUCAUCAUCACCAUUUCACCAUCAUCAUCAUCAUCAUCAUCAUCAUCAUCCUCCUCCUCCUCUGUAAAUUAGGGUAAAACCCUCUUUAAAUUUCCACUAAAAAUUAGGGAUUUCAAUAUCCAUUUCUGCAACUCUUACAAUUAUUCACAUACCCACUUCGUAAUAACACACAAAAGUGAAAUUUUGAUGGGAAAUCGGGGACAGAAACGAGCGGAUGCAAUCGACGAAUUUCCAGCGGAUAAAAGAACUUGUAGUUCAUUGGAGUUCAGAGCAAGUUCAUCAGUAUCACCGAUGGAAACGACCGCAAGUACCUCCACAAACCAGACCCAUGAUCACGAAAUGGAAACAUCUUCAUCUGCAUCCGGGUCGGGCUCAGCCCGAACAGACGAAGAUAAAGAUUCAGCAUACGGGUCAUGCGAUUCAGACGAAAUGGGCGAUACAGAACACAGGAGAAACCGAAACGCAAUGCUCGAAUACCAAAGGCAGAGGUUAUCCGACGAUCAAGUGAAGUUCAAGAGGGUGUUAUCGGUUUUAAGCGGAGAAACCGAGGAACCCGCUCAAGAAAAUGCGCUUAGAGAGCUUUGUGAAAUACUGUCGUUCUGUACGGAUAGUUCUUUGUCGAGUUUAAUGGCGAAUUCGUUAUCCCCUGUUCUUAUAAAGUUGGCUGGACAUGAAAGCAACCCGGAGAUUAUGCUUUUAUCUAUUAGGGCUUUAACUUAUUUAUGCGACACUCAUUCUCGAUCUUCGAGUUUUAUCGUUAGAUAUAACGGCAUUCCGGUACUUUGUCAGCGAUUGUUGGCCAUUGAGUAUGUCGAUGUUGCUGAACAGUGUUUGCAAGCGCUACAGAAAAUAUCGCGUGAGCAACCGCUUGCGUGUCUACAGUCUGGUGCGAUAAUGGCGGUUCUUACUUAUAUUGAUUUCUUUUCUACUAGUAUCCAGAGGGUUGCGCUUUCGACUGUGGUGAACAUUUGUGAGAAGCUUCCAUCCGAAGGUUUUUCGCCUUUUAUGGAUGCCGUUCCAAUAUUGUGCCAACUUCUUCAGUAUGAGGACAAUAAGCUUGUCGAACACGUUGCUACAUGCCUAAUCAAAAUAGCCGAAAGAGUACACCAAUCCCCUGAGAUGCUCGAUGAACUUUCGAAGAAUGGUUUGAUUCAUCAAGUCGCACAUCUCAUUGAUUUGAACAGCAAGACCACUUUAUCUCAUUCUGUUGAUACCGGUCUGAUCGGACUACUUGUUAAACUCGCUUCUGGUUCUAUGAUAGCCGUUAGGACGCUUUUUGAUCUAAAUAUAAGUAGCAUAUUGAAGGAUAUUUUGUCAACUUAUGAUCUUUCACAUGGAGUGCCUUCCCCUCGGGCAGUUGGUCAAAACGAUCAGGCACAUGAAGUUUUGAAGUUGUUGAUACAGCUGCUGCCCGUUGUAGAUAGAAAUCACGAGGUCCCAUUGGCAGAAGAAAAGGCAACUUUUUUGGAGAAUAAUCCUAAUUUUCUGCAGAAGUUCGGGAAUGAUUUAUUGCAUGUCUUGAUCCAGGUUGUUGAUUCAGGCGUUGAUUUAUACAUUUGUUACGGAUGUCUAUGCGUUAUCGACAAGCUAAUUUAUUACAUCAACGCUGAUACACUUUUGGAUUUGCUUAAACAAGCCAACAUUUCAAGGUUUUUGGCCGGAGUGUUCACUCGAAAGGAUCGGCACGUAAUAAUGCUAGCCCUAACUAUUUCCGACACUAUCCUUCGAAAAAGCAACGAUGCGUUUGUGGACCCUUUUGUAAAGGAAGGAGUCCUUUUCGCCAUCGAUGCACUUAUAGUCCCGGAAAAGGGUUCAAAUUUCAUGUUUACGAUGUUCAACGAUAUUCAGUUAUCGAACGAGUCAAGUCGAAAACAAUGCUUAUGCUAUUCGUUCGACAACUGUAAGUCUUCAUCAGCGUCAGAAUCACUGAAUUGUAAGAUGGAUAACGAUUCUCUUCAAACGCUUGCGAAGAGCAUACGAACGGAUUACUUCAACAAAAACGCGUCCACGUCAGCAAACGGAACAACCGAUAUCCUCGAAAAGUUGAAAUCUUUAUCUACCGGAUUGGCGUCUAUGAUUACUCAUAGUAUCCCUGAAGAAGGGUAUGAUCAUGUGUUGCAUCAAAUCAUGUCGCAUCUUAACGGACCCGAUAUUAUUUCCACUUUUGAAUUUGUCGAAAGUGGAAUUACCGAUGCGUUGUUUAAUUAUCUAUCUAGCGGUGAAUGUUCUAGACGAAUUUCUGACGGUAACGGGUCAAACAGUCAAGACUGUGUUGCCGAGAGAAGACUGAAGACUUUCGCGAGACUUUUUUGGUCAAACUUUUCAUUAUCGGAAUUUAUUUCUAAAUUACAGAGUGGGUUAUCGUCUGUCGAAGAUUUUCCCGUUGUAGUGAACAACGUAUCCAAACACAGAAAUUCGUAUGCUACGGUUCCGUAUAGGCAUUGCACUACAUACCCGUGUAUGAAAGUUCUGUUUGGAAAGGAAGAUGGAGAGUUGACUUUAGUUGACUAUUCGUCAGAUGUUCAAAGUGUUGACCCACUUUCGGAUUUUGAUGCAAUUGAAAAGUUUUUAUGGCCUAAAGUUUGUUUAGAGAGUAAUAAAGAUGAUGAAAAUGGGUCGGUUACAAGUCCGAACAACGUCGAACCGACUUCUGGUGAAUCAUCACGCCGAAAUGAAUUUGCAUAUGAUUCUAUGGAUCAUGAUCAAAAUGCUACAGAAAAGGAUAGUAGUAUGAGCACCGAACAUCCUCAAUCCAGUCAAAACGAUGGUCAUCUGUCGUUUUUCCUCGAAGGAAAGCUAAUUGACCGGAGGUCAACAUUAUAUCAAGCGGUUAUCCGUCACCACAAAGCACAAUACGACACCGUCACCCAUGCAGCGUUAUGGAAUCAAACGCACAAAGUAACGUACAAGAAAGCGUUGAAAUCGGAGGAAGUCAGUUCCCAAUAUUUUCGAUGUCAUGCUCGUUGGUCAUCCGCCUUGAAAAAACCCCUUUUUUCGGAAAUCGGGGCAGCUGUGGAAAAGUCAACUCCAUGUUACAAUAUAUUAUUUCUGUUGAGAAUAUUGGAAGCGGUGAACCGGUUUCGGUAUCAUAUCACGUCGUACGAAAAAAUCCAUGCUUUUGCGCAAGGUAGAAUUACUGACUUUGACGGUGCAAGAGUAACGGGCGAGGGCGUUUUCGGUAUUUCAAACGAGUUUGUAAAUAGUAGGUUAACGGAAAAGCUAGAGCAGCAGAUGCGGGACCCGUUAGCGAUCUCUACGGGUGGGAUGCCAUCAUGGUGUUCGCAACUAAUGGCGUCGUGCGCGUUCUUGUUUAGUUUCGAAGCUAGAUGUAAGUACUUCCGGUUGACCGCAUUCGGUAAGCCACAAAGUCAAACUCGGGUUUCAUCGGGGUCGAGUUCGACUAUUCAAAACGAUUCAACAAUGCCGAGAAAAAAGUUUCUCGUAUAUCGACAUCAGAUUCUCGAAUCCGCUACCAAGAUGAUGGAUCUUCACGCGGGUCAAAAAGUUGUUCUUGAAGUGAAAUACGACGAAGAAGUUGGUACUGGUCUUGGCCCGACAUUGGAGUUCUUUACACUCGUGAGUAACGAGUUUCAAAAAACGGGUCUCGGGAUGUGGAGAGGAGACAGUUUCUUGGAUUCCGGGCUUGUUGGAUCUCCGUUUGGGCUCUUUCCAGGCCCGUGGGCUCCUACCGUCAGCGUCUCGAAUGAUAUAGAGUUUUCGGAAGUGAAAAGAAAGUUUCUCCUCUUGGGCCAGAUUGUUGCGAAGGCCCUUCACGAUGGGCGGGUUUUGGAUCUUCCGUUUUCCAAAGCUUUCUAUAAGCUAAUACUUGGACAGGAACUCAAUUUGUACGACAUACAGUUAUUUGACCCGGUUCUAGGCAAGACCCUUAUCGAGUUUCAGGCUCUCAUUGAACGGAGAAAAUAUUUAGAAUCAGUUGGAAAAAUAUCAGCCGAUGAUCUUAACCUGUGCUUCCAUGAUACGAAAAUCAACGACCUGCACCUCGAUUUUACUCUUCCGGGCUAUCCUGAUUACAUCCUUGCUUCCGGGCCCGAUAAAGAAAUGGUGAAUUCUGCAAAUUUGGAGGAAUACAUCGAACUUGUGGUCGAUGCGACCAUAAAUUCUGGAAUUUCUAGACAAAUGGAUGCUUUUAGAUCGGGAUUUAAUCAGGUUUUCCCCAUAGACAAUCUUCAGAUAUUCACCGACAAGGAACUAGAACGUCUCUUAUGUGGAGAAAGCGAAACUUGGAACUCAACUCAACUUUCGGAUCUCAUCAAGUUUGAUCAUGGAUAUACUGCUAGCAGUCCUCCGAUUUUACACUUUCUAGAGAUCAUACAAGAGUUUGAUUACGAGCAGCAAAAAGCGUUUGUGAAGUUUGUUACCGGUUCCCCACGGCUUCCACUUGGUGGUUUGGCAUCACUAAACCCAAAACUCACAAUCGUACGCAAGCAUUGCGAUAAAGUGGUGGAUGCUGACCUUCCGAGUGUGAUGACAUGCGCUAAUUAUCUCAAACUGCCUCCUUACUCUUCCAAGGAAACGAUGAAGGAAAAGCUCUUAUACGCGAUAACAGAAGGGCAAGGGUCGUUUCAUCUUUCUUAAGUGCGUGGUGGUUGCACGAAACAGGUAUAUAAGCUGUGAAUAUGUAAUUAUCAGAUUAGGCAGUGGUGGUACAGAGGAUACGACACGUGGCAGUUGUGGAUGGUGGUUAUGGUGGUAGCGGUGAUAGUGAUGACGGAUGAGCGUGUCGAAUACCUGCUAAGCUAAGACAGGCAUAGGCAGUAGUUGGUUCAUGUCGAAGAAGAAAAUGUACAGAAAGAUGGCAUGGUUUCUUAGCGUCGACACUUUUAACUCGUGGUUUAACACAUUGUGCAGUUUUUAUUUUGGUUCGUUGUUUAUACGUUGUGGUUUGUUUUAACUGAUGGUUUCUAGUAGUAUUAUACUUUCUGGAUCAUAAUGUUUUUUUUGGUGCGUUA